Messenger RNA from Paramisgurnus dabryanus, 2247 nucleotides. NCBI's taxonomy places the organism in Eukaryota, Metazoa, Chordata, Actinopteri, Cypriniformes, Cobitidae. The record is from RefSeq and is a predicted model, not a curated record.
GGUCGAGGGUGGAGAAAUGUAAAGGGUGGAGUUUAGUCGGUAUAGUUAAAACUUUGACGCUGAGUUUGUGGUUAAUUUCGCCGGGACCGGGUUACAUACACUCACCAUCAUGAGCCCGGCACUGAGGUCUUGUUUUGUGCUCGUGGGUUUCAUCACAUCAUACGUUUGUUAUCUGAUCCUGGGAGCGCUGGUUUUCUCUGCUAUCGAGCGGCCCGUUGAGGAGAGCCUGAAAUCAGACCUGAAGUCCCUGAAAGCUGAAUUUCUCAACUUGAGCUGUAUCAACGCCUCGGCUCUUGAGACUUUCUUGGAAACCGUUUUAAAAGCUAAUAAACACGGCGUGUCUGUCCUUCAAAAUGCAUCGCUUCGUACAAACUGGGAUUUGGCGUCGUCUUUGUUCUUUGCCAGCACGAUGGUCACGACAGUGGGAUAUGGCCACACUACACCACUCUCCGAUGCAGGCAAAGCAUUCUCUAUUGCGUUUGCUUUGAUCGGGGUUCCCUUCACCAUGCUAGUGCUCACUGCUUGCGUCCAGCGUCUAAUGCACCCGCUAACCUACAAGCCUAUCUCCAUGUGCCAGCAACAGGGCGGCCUGCACCCACGCACCGCCAGCAUUGUGCACUUUAUAGUGCUGUUGCUUCUGGUGGUGCCUACCUUCUUUGUUGUACCCUCGCUGGUGUUCUGCACAAUAGAAGAAUCCUGGUCUUUCUUGGAUGCCAUUUAUUUUUGCUUCAUAUCCCUAUGCACCAUAGGACUGGGGGACUUUGUGCCAGGGGAAAAGCCAGGACAGAACCUCCGGGGCUUGUACAAGAUAUCCGUCAUGGUCUACCUGUUUGUGGGCUUGAUGGUCAUGUUCCUGGUCCUUCGUAGCUUUCACAAGCUCGCUGACGUGCACGGAUGGACGGCUUUCUUCCAGCUGCCAAGCUACGAUGAGGAACAUGACGAUACGGAGCCAAUAAUCAAUAAGGAGCACGGUGAAGAAUCAGCCGAGUCUGAAAAGGCUUCGGUUCAGCCACUGGAUCCGAGCUCUCAAGUUUCCUACAACUCUAUAAACAGAUAAAACAGAAGACCAUUUCUUUGUUCAUUCCUAUCAGUUCACUUACAUGACACUUUCCAUUUUAGCAGCCUGGCACCGCAACACCCACAAGGUCAAGACAAUAUGAGCACGUGCAAUACAAUACACCUCACCGUGGGGUGGAGCGGGUUCUGAUGUUUUGUAUGGAAAAGCGUCAGGGCAGGCUUUGGUUCAUAAAUGUUCCGAUUGUUCCAACUUCUGUGUUUGGUCUGUGUGGGAUUGAAAAACUGGUCUUUGAGACUUUAGGUAGAUUUAUUUAAACUAGCAUAUCUGAUGUGCAAAAAAAGAAAAAAGUUAUGUGUGGAAAUUGUGGCUCCACUAAUACUUGGUGUUUUUAUGUUCAAACAGAUCACCAUUUAAUAAUUUAUUUAAAUGGUAAUUUAAUGUAUUUCAUUCAACAGCAUGUGUCAUGACUUCUCUAUACUGUAAUAACAGGAAGAGGAUGAUGCUGCUGCUGCUGUGAAUGAGGAAAACAUCACAUGCACUUUAUGAUCUGCUUUUUACAAAUGUUUACUCAAUCAUUGCAUAACUAACGUUAUAUGCUGGACACAGUGGUUGUUUUGUCUUGUAUGUAUGUAUGUAUGUAGUUACGUGUAUUCAUUGUAACAUUGAAGGUAUAGGGAACAAAAGGUAACCGAUAUUCACUGUUAGGAUUAUAAAGGGGGUUUUAAGACAUUGCAUGCAAAGGAAAAUAAAAUAUUUUUGUUACUUUUGAGUUUCUUUUAUUAUACAGGUCUGGUGCUGUCUUUUGGAAAUGUAUUAUGAGUCAUAUCUGACUGAAAAGAGAAGUUUCAGUUUAUAUCAUACAUCCCUUUUCUAAUCUCUCUUGGGACCCUGAUGUGUUGAGUACUUGAAAUAGGUCUGUAAAAUUAUUUUAAUAACAAAAUCUGCAUGUAGAUAAAUGUAAGCAAUCUUCAACUUCAUUAAAACCACUGUAAUACAUCUCUAAACAACUGUUUCUUAUCACAUGUAGUCCUUGUAUUUUACAGAACCAGUAAAAUGUUCACAUAAUAUUGGAUCCUGUACUUUUAACAUAAUGCUUUGAUAAAGUUUUGAGAUAUAAGAAUGAAUCAACUUGGAUACAUCCCUUUACUGUAGUCUUAAAUAGUCUAAAAAUGUAUUGUCAGAAUAUUUUCUGAAAGUGUGGGGAUGAAUAAAAGCACAAUCCAACAUGG